AGUAGGUCGCGAAGAAUAUAUUUUCCUUUCAUUUUCUGGAACAACCAGUUGCGCUUGCGACUCCGCGACGUCGUCGUCGAAGUACUGAAGUUACUACGUUACAUUUGAACUUUUCUCGGGUCUCCCUACCACAAAUGCUACUGGCGAAGCGCGACGGUGCGUAGUCCAAGGAAUCGUCAACAACAUUCCUACACGCUUCCGAAAGAAGAUUGUGUUUACACAAGACUUAAUUGAGUGAAAGCCUGUUUACACAUAAACUUUACAUAAUGGGGCCUUUAACGACAAGUGUCAGACACACUUUCCAUUCUCUUUGUACAACUGCUGCAAAGGCAAUGUCCACCAAUGCAAUGUUAAAUCCAAAAGAUGAUGUGAAAGAAGUAGUACUUAAGCAUUUGGAUGGAAAAGACAAUGGCAUUGUAGUAUUAGGAUUAAAUCGACCCACAGUUUGCAAUGCUCUUGGCAAAAAUUUAACUAGUCAGUUACAUGAUACCAUUUCUUCCAUCAGAGAAGAUUCAAAGUUGAGAGUAUUAAUCAUUCGUAGUUUAGUCCCAAAAAUUUUUUGUGCUGGUGCAGACUUGAGAGAAAGAGCAAGAAUGGACGCAGCAGAAAUUCCAGAAUUUGUUUCAUUCUUGAGAAAUAUGACAUAUAAUAUAGAAACUUUACCAAUCCCAGUGAUAUCUGCUAUUGAUGGUGCUGCAUUAGGUGGUGGAUUAGAAAUUGCUCUAGCUACAGAUAUCAGAGUUGCAGCAUCAGAAGCUAAAAUGGGCCUUGUAGAAACAAAAUGGGCUAUUAUUCCUGGAGCAGGAGGCACUCAAAGACUUCCAAGAAUAAUUGGAAGUGCUAAAGCAAAAGAACUUAUUUACACUGCACGCAUUAUUGACGGUGAACAGGCUAUGAAGAUUGGUUUAGUAAAUGAAGUAGUUCCACAAAAUAAAAGUGGUGAUGCGGCUUAUCAAGCUGCUUUAACAAUUGCCAGAGAAAUUUUACCUAAUGGACCAAUUGGAGUUAAAAUGGCAAAAGCAGCGAUAUCAAAAGGUCUACAAGUGCCUAUUACAGAUGGAUUUGAAAUUGAAAAACAAUGUUGCAACACAGUUAUAGAUUCAAAAGAUAGAAUCGAAGGACUUGCAGCAUUUGGGAUGAAACGUAUGCCCAUUUAUCAGGGAGUUUAAACAUAUAAAUAUGAAAUGCAACGUAUUUUAUAAGUUCGUUACGCUUAAUUAUCUACAUAUCAAUAAAGUGCAUUUUAAUAGAGAUUAAAUGCAGAAACAUGCCAUUCUUGUACUACAUCAUUGUAAUGUGAUUAAUUUCGAUCAUCGACACAUCAUUAUGAAAAUUCAAGCACACUUGUAUUUAAAUAGAAACAUAUGAAAUUAGUAAACUAAUAUUUAAUACAGUACAGAAAUAAUAUUGUUAGGUUCAUAGUUUUAAGUAUUUUUAUACGUGAUUUAAACAAUUUCAGAGUUUUAUAUAGUUUAUAUCAAUGUUGUUGUUGUUGUUAAUACACAAUAUGUAUAUAUUUAUGUAAACAAGAGUUUAUUUAAAAAAAAUAAAAUUAUUAUGUUUAUAUAA
Molecule: messenger RNA, 1569 nt
Organism: Bombus pascuorum
Lineage: Eukaryota; Metazoa; Arthropoda; Insecta; Hymenoptera; Apidae
Product: methylglutaconyl-CoA hydratase, mitochondrial
Exons: 3
Coding region: 267-1169 (300 amino acids)
Biological process (GO): fatty acid beta-oxidation
Cellular component (GO): mitochondrion
Molecular function (GO): enoyl-CoA hydratase activity
Source: RefSeq, a predicted model, not a curated record